Molecule: messenger RNA, 2364 nt
Organism: Rotaria sp. Silwood2
Lineage: Eukaryota; Metazoa; Rotifera; Eurotatoria; Philodinida; Philodinidae
Source: the annotation of a GenBank genome assembly
AUGGAUAAAUCAAUUCACUACGUUCAUGCUAUGUCCAAUUUCGAUUCAGUUUAUAAUGCUACACCUAAUCAUAUCCAUCAUUCGACUAUGUAUAUGCCCAUGUCUUCAUCCUCAUCAUACCGAAAUCGAUCUAUAUCUCCUUCUCUAACAUCAUCAAAUCUAAAAUUUAAUCUCGAUUUAUAUAAUCCUAAUGAAUACCAUUCUGAAUCUGUUGAUUAUCCAUCACCUUCAUCUUCUGUGAUAAUACAUCAUCAUCCUGUAUAUUCUCCUCCUCCUUCACAAGCGAUAUCAAAAUUACGCCAAAUUAAUGAUGAAUUAUCUCAUACUCUCGCACAAUGUGAACUAACCAAUCGAUCUCAACCAUUACCAUCACCAUCACCAUCACAUUAUCAUAUUCAUCAUUAUCCAAUAUCACAUGAAACUUAUCGUUCACGUUCUCCAAGUGAACAAACUUCAUCAUCAUCACCAUCAUCAGAAGAAGAAGAAGAAGAAGAAUUUGAACCAAUAAAAAAAAGACAUAAUGCUCAAAUAACACACAAAACUCAUAUUCCACGACAACAGAGAUCAUUAUCCAAUUUAGAUGAAGUUCUUAUUUCAACCUCCGAUGCAUACUCAUCUAAUGAUCCAAUGACAAUUGAUCUCUAUCCAACACGUGAUCAAGGUUUUGUUAAAAAAAUUAGAAAUCAUCCCAAUAAUAAAAGUCCAUGGCUUGCUGAUGUUUCACCAAUGCGACGAAAUUCUUUUUCAGAAGCAAGUACUUAUCGAACACCUCGAGCACCAUAUUAUGGUGAUAAACCAAUACAACCAAAAAGUCGAUUAGCUAGUGGCAAAGAACGUCCACGAUCAUCAUCCGUAAAUCCUCGCGUUCGUCUUGAUAGUGCUCCAAAUCCACUUCGUCAGUCAGCUAUAUCUUUUUCCAAUACGGCACCUGUAUGGCGGCCCGGUGGUUCAAUCAAACAUUCUAAAUUUAUGGGUUCUCAUGCUCCACCUUCAAUACCAAAACCAUCAUUACAUGAACCUCCUUGGAAUCCUGCUGGUGUUGCAAAUAAAACAAAACGUAUUCGUGCUUUUGACCCUACUAAUAAACCACCACGAACUAAAACACCUGAACCGGUUUGGCGUCCAUCAUUCAAAUCUUUAAAAGAUAAACCUCCGAAAUAUUUUGAACCAACUAUUAAAUCUGAAUUAAUUGUACCAAGUAAAAAAGAAAAAGAACCUGUUUGGCGUCCAUCGUCCAAAUCUCUAAACGACAAGCCUCCGAAAUAUUUUGAACCAACUCUUAAACCCGAAUUAACUGCAUCAAUUAAAACAGAAAAAGAGUCUGUUUUACAAAGUAAAAAAAUAAAAACUCAUAAGAAAAUACCUAGUGCUGAUCCAACAUUAAGAAGACGUGUCACUAAAGCUGAAAGUAAAGUUAAAUCUGCAUGGGACGCUACAGCAACUGUUAAAGAACCUAAACCACCUAUUUCACAUCCCGUUAAAAAAACAACAACCACUAUACCACUCAAAACAAAAGUUAAAGCUGUUCCAUCUCAACCUAUUGUACCUGUUAAACAAAUUGUUUCUACACUUCCAACAACUACAGAUACUGGUCGAAGUUCAUUGAAUGAUGUUGCAACAAAACCCAUGUUUCAAUCAACACCAAAAAAUCAAAGUAUAGUUGAUGAGAAUGAUGAGAGUGUUGCUGAUCUAUUCGACAAUGAAUCACAAAUAUCAGAAGCUUCGAAAAAACAAGUAAUACCUCAUCCACCUCCUCAAAUAGAAAAAACACCAACAAAACUUCCUAUUACAAGUGUAUCAAGAUCAGUUGAAAAAACACGAUCAGUCAUUAAAGAUGAUGCGGGCAGUAUUCAUGAUGAUAAUCGCACAUCUUCACCUCGCAUUGAGAUUAACAAUAACAAUGAUGAAGAAGAUACAUUAAAUAAUCAUAGUUUUCAACCAUCACCAAUUCCUCCUGAACACAAAGUAUCUUCAUCUAAACCAGAUAAUAGAGAUGAUGUAUCAAUUGUCGAUGAUGAGAAUUCUAUUUUACCUAAUGAAAGUCAUAAAGAUGAUACCAAUGAAAAUGUUGACGAAAGUUUUCAGAUGAAUAAAUCACUUGAUAAUGCACCAAAACCUACAAUGAAUGAUUCGAAGAAAGAUGAUAUUAUUUCUCCUUUAGAAAGUCCUCGAGCACCUCCAAAAGCUAAUAUUAAAACGCUACCUCAUCGAAAAGAACCAUCACCAUCACCCCCUUCUAAAAAUCUUAAUGAGAAUUCGUACCAAUCUCCAGUUAGUUCAAAGAAAAAUGAUCACGAAUUACCAAAUACUCCUUCACCACGACCACCACCGGCAACUGCUGACAUUGAUGAUUUUUUUAAUUAA